UGAGGAAGGCUGGCUCUGUUGUUUGAGUUAAACUGGACACUCCGGAGAAGGUGGCUGAGGGGAGGACAAUGAGGAAACUGGACAGUAUCCUGGAUAACCCCUCUCCCCCCAUCCAUGCAGAGCUAGUGAAGAUGAAGAGUACGUUCAGCCACAGACUCAUCCCACCUCGGCAAAGCACUAAGCGCCUUGGCAACUCCUUUGUGCAUGUAGCCAUCAGACUGCACAACAAGGGGUUAACCAAGUGACUCACUGACAAUACAGGUACAUCUUAUCUUAUCUUAUGAGGAACCUGGCUGCACCUUACAGUCCGGAGUCUCACCCGUUAGGACACAGUCACCAUGAAGGUAGCAGCAACCCUCCUGGCUCUCUCCCUCCUUCAGGUCUGCUCUGCAGUCCCCAUCAGCCGCCCCACCAACUGGCUCAGACAAUGUCGUGUCGCCACCACCAACCUCUCUGUCCCAGCAAUGGAGGUGCUGCCGGGCGGAGGCUGGGACAAUCUCCGAAACAUGGAUACAGGUCGAGUCAUGAACAUCAGCUACUUCCAGUGCCAAACCACAGAGGAUGGGCUCUACCUAAUCCCAGAUGAGGUGUUUGUCAUCCCCCACAAGGAGACGGGUGUGGAGACCAGCUCAGAGAUCAUCAGCUCCUGGCUGGAGCAGAAAAGUUCUACAUCUCACAGCAUUAAUGCAGACAUAUCCUACCUAUCUGUGCUAAAUGGAAAAUUCUCAAAAGAGAAUCAGAGGAUGAAAACCCACCAGGUGAAAGAUUCUUCAACUACAACCAGAGUGCAGGUUCGAAACUUCAUCUACACAGUAAAGGCUUAUCCUGACUUCACUCUGGAUGCACGUUUUACUCAGCAAGCCAAAGAAAUAGCCGAAGCAAUUGAAAACAACCAAACAAGGCACGCAGAAUACCUCUCAGAGAGGAUGGUGCUGGACUAUGGGACCCAUGUUAUCACUAGUGUUGACGCUGGGGCCACUCUGGUGCAGGAAGACUAUCUCCGUUCUUCAUACGUGUCAGACAAUCUUUCAGAGAGUUCCUCUGUCAAAGCGCAGGCAGGCUUCAACUUUUUUGACAAACUCAAGUUUGACAUAAGCAGCCAAAAUACCCAGCAAAGUUCUUCACUUCAAACAUAUCAGUCCAAUAUUCAGUACUCUCUAAUCCAAAGCCAUGGUGGCGGCACACCUUUCUAUCCUGGCAUUACUCUGCAGAAGUGGCAGGAAAGUACCAGGAACAACCUGGUUGCAAUCGAUCGGUCUGGAUUCCCCUUACACUACUGUAUAAACACCAACACCUUCCCUGACCUGCCUCAGCCUACAGUUGAUAAAGUGGCGGUUGCAGUGAGUCAGGCCGUAGAGCGAUACUACAAGGUCAACAUGCGGCCUGGGUGCGUCGACGUCAACUCUAAGAACUUCAACUUCCAAGCCAACAUCGAUGAUGCAUCAUGUGAGGGCCCUGCUACAAACCUCAGUUUUGGUGGUGUCUACCAAGAGUGUGUUCAUCUUAGCUCAGACGCAGGUCCACUAUGUGCUGCUCUGGCCCACAAAAACCCUGAAACAGGGGAUUUCUCCUGUCGUUCGCCUUACAAUGCCACCUUACUGAGAUCAGAAGUUAGACAGGAGGGCUACUCUUCCUACGAAUGCUAUGACCAAAGCUAUUCGUGUUGGGUUUUAUUAACUUGCCAUCACCAAGUGUGUCAGCACAAUUACCACGUUCGCUCUGCUCGUAUCAACACCUACUGGUGCUCUGUUAGCGGCAAGGCCCCAGACAACUCAGGGUAUCUGUUUGGAGGAAUAUAUAGCCCCUCUCUCCUGAACCCCCUCACCAAUGCCAAAAGCUGCCCCCCAAACUUCAUCCCAUUACAUUUUCUCUCAGAUGGCCAAGUGAUCUGUGUGAGUCACGACUAUGAAACUGGCACCAGCCACUCAGUGCCAUUUGGAGGACUCUUCAGUUGUCAGUCAAGCAACCCACUGGCUGGGGGUCAACGUCGCUGCCCUCCUAAGUUCAGCCAGCACCUCGCAUCAUUGAGCGACGGCUGCGAGAUUCUUUACUGUGUCCAGUCAGGCCUGUUUACAGGUGGGGAGCUGCUUCCUGUCCGUCUGCCUCCUUUCACCAAACCUCCACUUGUCAGCAUGCAGGCAACAAACACUGUUAUGGUCAUGACUGAAGGAGACAAGAGCUGGGUCAGAGUAGGGCAGACUAAGGGAUGGAAACUGGCCAAAAAAGAGGAAAUCAAAGAAUUUCUUCUGAAGCUUAACCCAGAAUUGAAUCAUGUGUCUAGUGGUGAAAAGGCAGGGAUAGUCUUUGGGGUGAUUGGUAUGAUGAUACUGGGGAUAGUGGCAGUAGUUCUGGUGAGGAAAAGGAGGAGGCUGUAUGGGUUUAGGACGGCUGGGGGCUAUGAGGAAAUGCAUAGUGAGAUUAAUUGUGCUGAAGGAGGAGAGAGGGACACGCAGCAGGAGGCUUGAGAUAAACGCACAAGUUUAAAGGCUUGGCACCCAGAGACUCUGGUUAAUCUGAUCGGACUAAUUUCAUUUUUCACCUUCUUUUCAAUUCUCACCUCAGAAAUCACUUACAUCCUUUUUACAUAAUUGAACAAUUCUCCAAUGUUUAAGGGCUUCCUGUUUUCAGUUUGACUGUGUAUUAGUUAUUAUUCUUUUGAUAUGCUAGAAUAUAAUUUGGUAAUUCACAUAUAUCAUAUAAACAACUUCUAUGGAAUGGAAAUGUUAUAGUUUUCCCAAAUAAUUUAUUCAUAAACUUUUUUUUUUUUUUUUACUUUGUUUUCUCAAGUAAGCUUUGCAUUUUGCACAAAACCGGUGUCAUUAUGUUGAAUCCGGAUUGAUGAAAGUAAAAUGAGGCUCCACAGCCUUUGGAAAAAAAUAAAACACUAUCCAAAGUCUACAGUGAAUCAGUACUGCCCUCUUGAGGACGACAUACAAAAUGUCAGGUAGUAAAUCACAUAUAGGAACCCAUCUGUUUGAUAUGAUUUCUAACCUUGUUAUGACCUUGUAACAUUUAUAAAAAACAUGAAUAUCUUUUUACAGAUAGUUGGUUAACAUGUUUUGGGGCUUUUUUCUCUAUUGUUUAAAUUAAAGAAAGAUUACAUUCAGGCUUUUAUUAGCUUUCUGUACUUCCUGUAUCAUGCUACUGACAUUGUGAAGAUUUAUAAAUGUCAGUUAAACUUGUCUACACUGUACCUACUACUAAUAAAGAUAACACCAAACCAUUCAA
This is a messenger RNA of Eleginops maclovinus (Patagonian blennie), 3228 nucleotides long. RefSeq names its product macrophage-expressed gene 1 protein-like. The record is from RefSeq and is a predicted model, not a curated record. Gene Ontology annotation, biological process: defense response to bacterium. Lineage: Eukaryota; Metazoa; Chordata; Actinopteri; Perciformes; Eleginopidae. Bases 339 to 2465 code for a protein of 708 amino acids. The transcript has 2 exons.